AUGCAAAUUGGGAUGUUUGAUCAUGUUGACGACAAUGAGCUUCACUGCCUGGUUGAUGAUACACCGGCCAAUAGCUUCGUAACCAACCGUUACAUUAGCUUUUCAAUAGCUGUCGCGGCGGAAUCAGCCCACUUCCUAACCUGGUUGUCGCUUCUGAUGUCCUGCAAAGCUAUGUUUGAUCAAGUUGAUGCCACAAUUCUGAAAUGGCUCAGCAACAGUUUAAUACUUCCAUGCAUUCUCUUCUGA
This is a messenger RNA of Dovyalis caffra, 246 nucleotides long. NCBI's taxonomy places the organism in Eukaryota, Viridiplantae, Streptophyta, Magnoliopsida, Malpighiales, Salicaceae. The record is from the annotation of a GenBank genome assembly.